UGCGGGCAGGGAAGGACCUGGCCCCGCGGUGCUGGGGGAGCCGACGCCGCCGCCGCCAGCAGAGCAGCCCGGCUUUGGCCAUGAAGAGGAAACAGAAGAGGUUUCUGCAAAUGACGCUGCUCUUCACCGCGGCUCUGAUUUUCCUGCCUGACAUCGGCCUCUGGUCUCUCUACAAGGAGAAGCACCUGGUGAAGCCGCCCGAAGCCGCCGAGCCGCAGACACUUCCUUUGGGGCUGGGAGAUGGACAGCUCUUUACCUGGACUGAUGGCCUGAAAAGGAAGGACUGGCAUGAUUAUGAAAGCAUUCAGAAAGAUGCUAUGCGUUCAGGGAAAGGUGAACAUGGGAAACCGUACCCUCUUACAGAGGAAGACCAUGAUGAUUCUGCUUAUAGGGAAAAUGGCUUCAACAUAUUUGUUAGCAACAACAUAGCACUGGAACGAUCCCUGCCAGACAUCCGACAUCCUAACUGUAAGCACAAGGUGUACUUGGAAACACUACCGAACACUAGCAUCAUCAUCCCGUUUCAUAACGAAGGCUGGACCUCGCUCUUGCGCACCAUCCACAGCAUCAUCAACCGCACUCCAGACAGCCUGAUCGCAGAGAUCAUUCUGGUGGAUGACUUCAGUGACAGAGAGCAUUUAAAAGAGAAGCUGGAGGAAUAUAUGGUCCGCUUUGCCAAGGUGAGGAUUGUGCGUACCAAGAAACGAGAAGGGCUCAUUCGGACCCGACUGCUGGGAGCCUCACUGGCUAGAGGAGAAGUCUUGACAUUUCUGGAUUCCCACUGCGAAGUCAACGUGAAUUGGCUGCCACCCUUGCUUAACCAGAUUGCACUUAACCACAAAACCAUCGUGUGUCCUAUGAUCGAUGUCAUUGACCACAAUCACUUUGGCUACGAGGCACAGGCGGGGGAUGCCAUGCGAGGAGCUUUUGACUGGGAAAUGUACUACAAAAGAAUUCCGAUUCCUCCAGAGCUCCAGAGAGCUGAUCCCAGCGACCCCUUUGAGUCUCCUGUAAUGGCUGGAGGUCUGUUUGCUGUUAACCGGAAAUGGUUUUGGGAGCUGGGAGGCUAUGAUCCAGGAUUAGAAAUAUGGGGAGGAGAGCAGUAUGAAAUCUCCUUUAAGGUGUGGAUGUGUGGAGGUGGCAUGUAUGAUGUUCCAUGCUCUCGAGUUGGACAUAUCUACAGAAAGUAUGUCCCAUAUAAAGUCCCUUCUGGAACCAGCCUGGCACGGAACCUGAAGCGAGUGGCCGAGACGUGGAUGGAUGAGUUUGCAGAGUACAUUUACCAGCGACGGCCUGAGUACAGACAUCUCUCAACUGGUGACAUCUCUGCCCAGAAGGAGCUGCGCAGGCACCUUAAGUGUAAAGAUUUCAAAUGGUUCAUGGCUGCAGUGGCUUGGGAUGUCCCCAAAUAUUACCCUCCUGUGGAGCCUCCACCUGCUGCCUGGGGGGAGAUUCGAAACGUGGCAGCCAACCUCUGUGUGGACAGCAAACACGGAGCCACGGGGACUGAGCUGAGGCUGGACAUCUGUGUGAAGGAUGGCUCAGAACGAACAUGGUCACAUGAACAGCUCUUCACCUUUGGUUGGAGAGAAGACAUCCGCCCUGGGGAGCCACUUCACACCAGGAAGUUCUGCUUCGAUGCCAUCUCGCACAGUAGCCCUGUCACACUGUAUGACUGUCACGGGAUGAAGGGAAACCAGUACUGGAGCUAUAGGAAGGACAAAACUUUGUUCCAUCCGGUAAGCAGCAGCUGCAUAGAUUGCAACCCAGCUGAGAAGAAGAUUUUCAUGAACAGAUGUGAUCCUUUAUCUGAAACUCAACAGUGGAUUUUUGAACAUAUUAAUAUGACUGUUUUAGAAAAAUUUAACAGCAAGGCCAGUUCCUAGAAGGAAAAAAGAAAAAAUGAACAUACCUAUUUACGUACAGACUGCAGACUACAAUUUUGCCAGCAUCUGGGUCAAAGGAGUCAGGAAUUAAAUUUCCUAGAUCCAGGAAAUCUGUUCUGAGGAUUAAGAAAAUGCCCCAGCAAGAGCCAGCAGGCUGUCCUUGUGGAUAUACAGUGUCUGGAGAACUUGGCCAAGAGCCUCACCGGAUGCUGCUGAGAACUUCAGGAUGAAAAUUCCCUUGCUGGUCAAGGGAAAAACUUUGUUUAAAAACUGUUUAAAAGUACUCCAAGUUAAUAAAGUGAAACAAAACUCUAGAGUUUCUCAGGUCAAAUCCUGCUGUAGUGAGUAGCUCAGAACAGAUGCUAUGAUUUGGGAUGGGUUUAUGGUGUGCAUGACACCUACAGGAACCUGAAGAAAUCCCAGGUUUUAGAAUUAAACAUGCUGGUAGAAGAAUAAUGAUGUCCCAGCACUCCCUAGACAAGAUAUAUGUUCUGUUGACAUUCUUUUAAUAAAAGGUUGGGUUAAGCAGGUUUAACCCUCAGAACUGCUGCAAUUAAUUUCAAAUACCUCCCUUUCACAUUCCAUUCAUUACCAAAAUAGGAAUGGUAGAAAUCUUAGGGUCUAGAAUUACACUGUAGUGAAGCAUGAAAUAAACUGUAUGGUUUUGCCCUCACAUUUUCCCCCUUCAGGAAAAAUAAAGCAAAGCAAUCAAAUUUAUAUAUAUGAUAUAUUUAGCAAUUGUGAUUCAAAUCCCAUUGUCACAUAAGGUGAGAUUUUUUCUUUAGUGACAAAUAUAACAGCAGCAGCUGCAGCAUAAUGAAAGGCUUGUGGACUGUCUGUCUUUUUUAAAGGUAGAAUCUUUACCAACAUAUAAAUUAAACUGAAAAUAGGCUGGGGAAAAAAUCAGGAGGAGAGUGGGAAAUAAUUGCAUACUGCAUGCUAAACUAGGUUAGUCAAAUUAAUACUGGUAUGCUGCCGUCACCUAAAAGCAUGUUGACUCCCUGCAGUGCAGCUUAAAAGAUCUUGCAGUGCUCCUGACACAGAGGAGUGGAGAGAAAAAUUGGCAGGAAAUCAGUUGGGUGGUUUUGGAGUUUUUGAAAUCUGUGGUGGAAAUCAUGUGAACUUUCCAGAGUGAGCAAGUGGAUGGUAUUGUAGAUGUCAUGAGGGAGGAAACAAGUCCAAGCAAGUCACACAUUACAAUUUUUUGGUACUUUAGGCACAGGCACCAUUCAGAGUAACAGACUUCCAUCACACUGAUGAUCAUGAUGGGUCCGUCACAUCUAUUAAGCUAUUGGAGGGAGAGGCCUCUAAAACAUUUUAGGGAGGGUGCCUAUCAUUCUUCUCAGUUCAUACUGAUGUGUGGAACAUGACUGAUAACUUUGAGAUUGUUCAAGGUAAGAGUGAGUAUAAAUUUUUACCAAGUAAAUAUGUGGGGUUUGCUUGAAAGAUGAAUUUACAAAUGAGAGCACCAUAAAUGCAGGUAGAUCACAUCCUCUGUGCUGUAACUCCUUUCAGGUUCCAAAAAUAACAUUUGUAAUUAAGUUGCUUAUUUUAAUUGUUGGUGAGGUGGCUGACUAACCAAAAUAUUGAUGUGCAAUCUACCCUGUUUUAAGGGAGUGGAGUGACUGUGUUUUGUUUAUUUCUCUUUAAGCUGUGUUUAUGCACAAAGGGCAUUGAUUGCGUCCAGAGGAUGGUUCUAGUACCAGUGUGCUAUUUUGUGGCAGCAUCUUGUAGUUUCAGGCCAUAUGAAAGUUUUAGGAAGGGAAUUAUGUCCUGUAGUAUUCAGGAUGCAUGCACUUGGGAAAUUGUGAAAUUUCCAAUAUAUUGAACAAUUGCUGCAAGUUACUGAAGAGAUCUUUCAAAUUAUUUAAAGGGGUGUGUCCAUGGAGUUGUCAUUUUAUGAUUUUCAAAUAAGCGAUCUUGUUUAGGUAUUGUUUAAAUUUGAUUUGAAGGUACAGCGUGCUCAGGAACAGAAGUAAGGUUCCAGUAUGAGGAUAUUUCAUGUUUGUUUAGCUGUCAGUACACAGAAUCAGCCUAGCCUCUGCAAACUGUCAGCUUUCCCAGAUGGGGUGCUCACAGCAUCAUUUAUUUGCAGCCUGAUCAUGAGGAAGGAGAGUUUGUGAAAAGAAGAAAAUGGCUGCUUCAAAUAUAAAUGUAGCCCUUGAGCUGCUGAUUGUAACUGGCCCCAAACUGUCAGUUCUGGGAGCAGUGCAAUAUGCUCAAAAUAGAGAGGCAAAGGAGGAUUGCUAAACCAGAACAGAUUGGUAGGGUUAUAUCCUUCAGUGUCUGACUGCAUCUCGAUGGUCUGAUCUUGAGAUGUCUGAUGGGGACUGGGCUGCUCUUAGGGCAGAGAAAUUUUAUGCCUUUCAAAGCCCUUGUUGAGUCAUAUUGCACAGCACCUUACACUGCCAAAGGAAGCCUUGCACUUGCCUGUAGCUGAUCACAAAUUAUGAACUCCAGCAGCCCUUGUCAGAAAGCAAUCCAUAUGACUACUAGUUGUGGAGAAAGAGAACAGUCCUUGCACAGGACUUCUUCAAGAAGUUUCAUUAGUAAUAAAUGAUGAUUGCUACCUUUCAGUUCAAGUCUGUCUUGGGUGUUCUCCAAAGGUUUCCACUGAUAAGAGUAUUUCAUUACUAAUUUACCAUUCAGAAUUUCUUUAAUUCUUCCUGCAACCAUAUUUUUUCCAGCCAGUAAACUUCUGGACAAUUUGAUAGAUUGGAGAGAUGUAUCUUCCUCUAAUAUUUCUCCAGGAGCAUUUAACUCUUAACACGUUUCUUCAAAAGACUAUGAAAUUUCUUCACAGAAUUUUCAUUCAAUACCAGGUAGUAUGAAAAUAUUUUAAAUAUAGUGCACAGAUGGAAUUAACUAAUGUGGGCUCAUAAUUUCAGUGGAGCUAUACUGACUUCCCCAACUAAUGACUUGCUUCAGGUUUUUUUCAGUUGAUUAAAUAUGGCUUUAAUCAAGAUGUCUGAAAAGAAGAUAUUUGUAUCUUUAAGAGUUCAUCAGCAUCUACCCUAAAUAUUUUCCAUUUAGGGUUAACUGACUUUCUUUUUUGUUGGUUGGUUGGUUGGUUGCAUUUUUUGGGGGGUUUUGUAUUUUUUUGUGGCCAGUUAACCACUACAACUGGAGAGAGCAACUGGAAAAACUGAAAUAAACUCCAAGUGCAACUAAAAUUCUUAAAUAACAUAUCUUUUCCUGCAUAUAUUCUAGAAUCUAAACUAAACAGAGGCCUAGUGGGAGAGGGCUCAAAGGAGAGAGGGGGAGCUAGGAAACAAAGCCUUUCUUGUAUGGGAGAGCAACCUUGUUGCAGAGACAUGACAAGACUUCACUUUUCAUUGGCCACAGUCCUACUUCAGAAAAAUGAAAUUGCUUUAGAACAAAUGUUUCUGCAACAGUAUGGAUAUUUUAAUGAUACACAGCGUUCUUCCUGAGUGUGAUCUGUUUAAGAAUAAAUGGUCUCUAGCUGCUGAACGAAGUCUUGUCUCACAAUAAAGACAGACUAAGCUUGAAAGGAAGCUGACAAGCACUUAACAACCUUUGAUUACUGGCAGUUUACCAGGCAUCAAUGUCUCUAGUGACCUUAGUGAAAUUUUAUGCCACAUAGAAGAAACGUGUAUAAGUAGCUUGACCAAAUUUAGUAGAUAGGUGUCACUUCUGCAGGAGUGGGUAUUACCUUUGUUUUUUUUAAAAAAAAUCAUAAUCAUAAUUCAUUUGCAUUUUUACUGAUAACUCCUGCGAGGGACUGAGUGAGGUUUAGCCUACCUGGAUGGAUUGGAGAUGGAGCAUUUUAGAAAGAAAGUACUGGCAAGCUUUCAGUGUGGCUGGCACCAGGGGUGCAUCCAUUAGCUAUCUAAAGAGCAUCUGUAAUGCUGAUAACCCAGUGCAUUUCAAGAGAACGCAGCACGUAUGUUAAGAAAAAGGAAUAUGAUAAUGGUUUUAUUUCUCUUUUUUAAUCCAUCGAGGUUGUUAGGAAAAUAAUUUCAAAGCCCUUGAAAACAACACAACCUGAUCAGAAGUAAUAUUUUUAUAGCUGGCACUAUUAUUAUAAUGUUCAUUUUAUUCCUUUGUUUAACCCCCUCCCAAAUAUGUUCCUUAUUCCCUCAAAAAAAGCACAAGGGUCCAAGAGUGCUUUUGCAUAACAUUUUCAGGAUCUUGCCCUGUCUGAAAGUUUUGAAAAGCCUUUAAAAAAUUAGGAAAUGUAAACCAAAAGAUAACAUAAAAACCCAGUGAGAAAUACUUAUUAUGUCUAGUGUACCAAGAGACUUCGCUAA
Hirundo rustica (Barn swallow) is the source of this 6157-nucleotide messenger RNA. RefSeq names its product polypeptide N-acetylgalactosaminyltransferase like 6 (gene GALNTL6). NCBI's taxonomy places the organism in Eukaryota, Metazoa, Chordata, Aves, Passeriformes, Hirundinidae. The transcript has 12 exons. Gene Ontology annotation, cellular component: Golgi apparatus. The record is from RefSeq and is a predicted model, not a curated record. Bases 81 to 1886 code for a protein of 601 amino acids.